AUUGAUAUUCUCAAGGAUCUGAAAAUGGAAAAUUGCCAGGAAACUGAAUUUCCUUUACCCAGAGGUUUGAAGUUAAGUAUUGAUCAAGGUGAUUUGUUAGAUCAGCCUGAAGUUUAUAGAAGGAUUAUUGGAAGACUGCUUUAUCUUAAUGUCACACGACCUGACAUUUCAUAUUCAGUUCAACACCUAAGUCAAUUCCUUUCUCAGCCUAGAUUACCACAUUUUCAAGCUGCUCUCCAUGUUGUAAAAUAUCUAAAAGGCACUAUCAAUGUUGGCUUAUUCUAUCCUGCUGUUUCUACAUUGACAUUAACAGCAUUCUCAGAUGCUGACUGGGUGCAAUGUCAAUUUUCUUGUAGAUCUCUUAGUGGUUAUUGCAUAUUCUUGGGAGAUUCUUUAGUCUCUUGGAAAACAAAGAAGCAGAAAACAGUAAGCAAAAGUACUGCAGAGUCUGAAUACAGAAGCAUGUCGUAUACAACUAGUGAAAUGGUUUGGUUACAUGAGCUUCUUAAAGAUCUCAGGGUUAGUGUACCAUUACCUAUUCCACUUCAUUGUGAUAACAAAGCAGCUCAAUAUAUUGCAGCAAACCCUGUGUUUCAUGAAAAAACCAAGCAUUUAAAGAUUGAUUGUCAUUAUGUACGUGACAAGUUGCUCGAAGGAUUUCUUACAACUCAACACAUAUCUUCACACAUGCAGAUUGCUGACAUCAUGACCAAACCACUGGGAGCACAACAACAUAAAAUACUUUCUUCCAAGCUUGGGCUUCAGUAUUUCCCACCCUGAAUCCAGCUUGAGGGGGGGAUGUUGAGAUAACUUAAUACGCUACCUAAUUGUAUCUACUUAGCUAUUAAGUGAUAAGAAUGACAGGCUGUAUAUAACAAAUUCUGUUAAAAGAUAGUUAGUUAUGAUAUUCUGUAUAUAUAAUAGCUAGCUCAUCAGUUGUAAACACGGUUCAUGAAUAAUAACCUUUCUUUCUCUCCAAGUUUAUCGUCUCCUUCAUCUUGCUGCCUAGACUCCUUUGUUGCAGGUCUCAUGUAAGAUUCAACAAUGGAGAAUACUUUGUACACUAAGAUUUUUCUUCCACCUAUGGGUUUGCGUCAUUUCGUUGCUCAGUGAUUGGGUUGUGAUUUGAAGGGGUUCCGAUGGAUCGAAGUGGGGAUGAAGAAUUUAGCAUUGAUGGUUGGCUUCUCGAUUGGUUUUUCUGCUUUGGAUCGUUCGUGAUGAUGAUGCUCCAAGUUUACGCUAUCUCACCACAUGAACUUGUAUAUGAUAUAAUUUGUGAUGUCUAGAUCUUGGAUCUAAUAUAUUAAAAUAAUUAACAAAUCUUGCCUUCCAGUCCAAUCGGUGAGCCUGUCUUCCAUCCCCAUUAUGCAUUCUCCAUCUCAAAAUAAUAGGGUGUUUAAAAAAAUAAAUUAAAUAUAGACCAAAAUAUCUUAUAUAUACCGAGUAUA
This is a messenger RNA of Cuscuta epithymum, 1448 nucleotides long. NCBI's taxonomy places the organism in Eukaryota, Viridiplantae, Streptophyta, Magnoliopsida, Solanales, Convolvulaceae. The record is from the annotation of a GenBank genome assembly.